CAGCGUUGCCCCUAUCAAGCGUCCGGGAGGCUCUCUUUGAGACCUGCAUGCUGGCCCGCGGCAAGCUCAAGCACGGGAGGAAGCUCGAGAUGAUGCGCAUUCAUCGGGCAAACUGAGUUCCUACGUCUCAGCUACUUCAGACGUAUGUGGACAUUCCAGGAGUCCCUGAUGCCGGGACACAAGGCGCGGUUUGUCCUCGGCGGCGAGGUCUUGGAGCAUGACCUGCGCAAGUUCAAGUCAGUCGCGCCGCCCUUCCCGGAUUGGGUUCUUCGCGAGCCUCCAGAGGAGGACCUGAGGAUGAAGUCGGGCAGCGUGCGGAAGAUCAUUGCGACGGCCCACGACUCCAUGUAUACAGAGGCCAGGGCUGCUGUGCGCGCCGCUGCCGCAGACGCCUGGUUCUUACAAUUUAUGCUUCCCCAUGACCGGAACUACCGGCUUUGCGGCCUGCUGAUGGCAACGAGCGGCCGGGCUUGCAAGGAUCCGAGGGCCAAGAUAUAUGCGGUGCUGGGUCUGCUGCAGCAAUAGCGGGGUAAAAGCCACGCUAUUGAGCAAGCCCGGGCGACGUUGCUAGCAGUGAACUAUUCCAAACCAAUCGAUGCCGUAAUCCGGGAUGCGCUCUACUACUCAUUCUUUCAUGAGAGCACGGCUUCCCUUCCGGAGGCAAUCCUGCGUUUCGAGCCACGGCGGUGUGGCCCGGCUUCCUGUGCAAUGCUCGAGGAUGGCGUGCCGCAGCAAGGCAG
Messenger RNA from Microdochium trichocladiopsis, 740 nucleotides. RefSeq lists its product as uncharacterized. NCBI's taxonomy places the organism in Eukaryota, Fungi, Ascomycota, Sordariomycetes, Xylariales, Microdochiaceae. The record is from RefSeq and is a predicted model, not a curated record. Bases 145 to 525 code for a protein of 126 amino acids. The transcript has a single exon.